Drosophila biarmipes is the source of this 2474-nucleotide messenger RNA. Its product is annotated as general odorant-binding protein 57a. Lineage: Eukaryota; Metazoa; Arthropoda; Insecta; Diptera; Drosophilidae. The record is from RefSeq and is a predicted model, not a curated record. Bases 575 to 1069 code for a protein of 164 amino acids. The transcript is spliced from 2 exons. Gene Ontology annotation, molecular function: odorant binding.
AGUGCCGGAAAGAGAUAAGAUCGAUUUCUUUAUUUGCUUAUUCGGAUGGUCCGAUUUAAGAAGAUAUUGAUAAUCAAAACAAGAUUGCAUUUACACUUUUAUAAAAUGUUCAAUAACCUCGGCGCUAGACCGGUUUUGCAUUGGCAUUUGUGACGUUAGAGUGAUGUUUAUACGAACAUGUGUAGCUCAACCCGGAAUGACCUACAAUAAUCAUAGGAUCGUAAACGCUCCCUACUACCAGUAAUUUCAGACAAGUCUAGUACACCCCCUCUUCCCUACGAUUAACGGGUAUAAUUAUAACGCUUUCUGAUGUAAGCUUUUAAGCGCCAAAAUAAGGUUUACUGAAAGCUUAUUAACUUUCUGAAGAAUACGAUUUGUCAGAAUAUAAAUAAUUUCUUAGUUAUGUGAAGAUAAAACCAAGAAAAAAUGCAGAUGCAAAUGAUGUGCCAACUGGAAUGGGAUUAACUAGAAAAUAUACCUAAGGCACAAUCGUGAAAACUGGUUUAUCAAAUUAAAAGCGAUUGUUUUAAAUAACUGGGAAAUUCUCCACCAACUGCUCAGUUUGAUUUUAACAAUGUUCAUAAACAGUCUUGUAAUUGUUACGCUUCUCAUCUCGGCUUCGAUCAGCCUUGCUGAGGGACAUCCCUUUAACUUUUUUGACGAAAGCUUUGACGAUUUUAAGGAGUGUCUCCAACUCAACAACGUUACGAUCGAGGAGUACGAGAAGUUUGAGGAGUGGGAAAAUGUGGAUAACCUUCUUGGCGAAACUGUCGAAUUGAAGUAUAAGUGCAAUAUAAAGUGUCAGCUAGAAAGGCAGCCAACGAAAUGGCUCGAUGACCUGGGUAAAAUGGAUCUGGUUUCGAUGAACGCCACCAGUAAGAAUGCGGAAUACAUUACCGAGUGCAUGGAGAAGGCCUCAGACGAACCCUGUGCCUACGCCUUCACACUGGUUAUAUGUGCCUUUAAGUCCGGCCACUCCAUCCCCGACUACGAGUACUAUGAUGAUGAACUCGAGGCAGCCAAUGAACUAUCAGCGGAAGAACAGACCACGUCAAGGAAGUCCGCUUGAAGAGACCCCUGGCAUAUGUUUAAAAGCACAUAUUUGCUUUCGCCUGCGUAUGAAGGUUUGUCCACUUGGUAUGGUUUCCCGUAAACAGAUGCACAAAACCAACAGUAUCGCCAUAAGCGGUCAGGGCAAUAAAUUUUAAUUAGAAAAAAAUUAAUUAACGAACGCGGUGCUUUUGCGGGCUGAUUAGCAUAAUUAAAUGAAACGGCACGAGGCGUGCCACAGGGCGUUUGAAUCAAAUCAAACCGAUUCGAAUGCAAUCCAAUUAAUUGCGUUGGCCCGGGAUCACGCAGCAGGUUAGCACAUAGCACAUAACACAAAUAAUUGAUUUGUCGCACAUCAGAUAGAUAAGUGCUGGCUGGGGCCGUAAGUAGGGUUUGGCCAUAUUUCUCGGCGACUUCCUCGAUUUGCCAGCUGUGUGUGUGUUCUUUUGUCGUCCUGGAGCAGGAAAAAACAUUUUCCCCAGCACAAUGCGAUUCCGUUACAGUUUUCCACGGGCUCACGAGUGUUUGUUUGUGUGCGACUUUCUGUCGCUUUCCUUUGUGCCAGCAGGCGAAUGCAACGGAAGUUGUCAUGUUGCAUUGUUGCAGCUGCUGUUGAUGCCGCUGCCAUUGUUAUUCUGCACGGAGGAGCGGAUCGGGGGCAGGGGAUCGGGGAUCGAGAAUCGGCUGAAAGAAAAGACGAGCGUGCAACGCCCACACACUUGACUGGCCUGCUCUGCCACCUCUCGGCUUUCGAUUGUCAGCUCAGCUUCACGCCGCCGAGGGGCGUGGCACAUUAGUGGCAACAGCCCGGCCAUAAAAAAGGAAAACAGGGAACAGAAAAACCAGCGAAUACACGAUUGUCAACACGCACACUCCCACCGAGCGGGGCAGCGACAACACGGCGUAUGAGUAAUAUGUCUGGCUGCAUCGCUGGCGGUGCCUGCGCCAUGUCAACAUGCAAAACAACAAUGGGGCGGAAGUGCAUUGUAAACGUACCGUGCGCUGCACCCCAAAACUGAGCCCACAUGCCGCCAGAAGUGCCCACCUCACUACGGGUGAGUGCAAUUAUAAUUUUGUAAAUCGACGGAAGUUCGGAUAAACAUACGCAAAACGUUGGCCCGAAAAUGGUGAAAAAAGAUGAACAUGGUGAGCCCCUCAGGGUAAUGCGUUUCUGGUUUGAUGGCGAAACAAGCAAAAAUAGGGACACUCAUGGCUCACAACAGGGGCAUUGAAGUUAAAAACAGAUUGAAAGUAAUUUGUAAGCCUGCAGGCAAAGCAUAUGCUGUUUAAUAUAAUAAUUUAUUUUGUUGUUUAAGAAAAAACAAACAAAGCGAUUACAAAUCUAAUGUUUUUAAAUUUUAUUUGAUAAACUGUUUAAUGUCUAAGGGUAUCCUAUCAAAAAAUAAAUGAUUUAUUAAACCACA